This is a messenger RNA of Cloeon dipterum, 1197 nucleotides long. Its product is annotated as choline-phosphate cytidylyltransferase A-like. The record is from RefSeq and is a predicted model, not a curated record. Gene Ontology annotation, molecular function: phosphatidylcholine binding; choline-phosphate cytidylyltransferase activity. Bases 104 to 1090 code for a protein of 328 amino acids. Gene Ontology annotation, biological process: CDP-choline pathway. The transcript is spliced from 7 exons. NCBI's taxonomy places the organism in Eukaryota, Metazoa, Arthropoda, Insecta, Ephemeroptera, Baetidae.
UCAUUUCAAAACUUUGAUAUUUAUUAACCUCGUGGCGUCUUCAGUCGCUGUUUAUCGCGCCGUAUGCGCUAAGCAGGUCUCGACGCCACUUCUAUAAGUGCCAAUGGCGACAACUGCGGCUUUACCAUCAUUAAGCAAACCUGCACCGUUCAGCGACGAUGCAGAAGCAAAAGCGGAGUGGGAAAGAUGCGAUUACAGCAUCAAGAUAACGUUGGCCAUGGCCAAAGCCGGGAAGUCACCUCGUCCAGUCAGAGUGUAUGCGGACGGUAUUUACGACCUAUUCCAUCAGGGCCAUGCUAGGCAGUUGAUGCAAGCAAAAAGCAUGUUUCCAAACGUGUACCUGAUAGUCGGAGUAAACGGAGACUAUUUGACGCACAUGAAGAAAGGCAAAACGGUGAUGACAGAGGACGAGCGCUUCGAAGCAAUGCGGCAUUGUCGCUACGUGGACGAGGUGGUGAAGGAGGCACCCUGGCAGCUGGAGGACUCGUUUCUCAACAAACACAAAAUUGACUUUGUCGCCCACGACGACGAGCCGUACACGGUCGGAGUAGGCACCGACGCGUACGCGCACGUCAAGCAGAGGGGCAUGUUCGUGGCCACGGAGCGCACGGAUGGUGUGUCCACCUCGGACCUGGUGGCCAGGAUCGUCAAGGACUACGACAUAUACAUCAGGAGGAAUCUGUCCAGGGGAUACUCAGCCAAGGAACUAAAUGUUUCCUUUUUGAGAGAGAAAAAAUUGAUGUUUCAAGAAAAGGUCGGCAAAAUCAAGGAUAAGAGCAAACAGGUGUUUGACUCCAUCGAGGGAAAGCGGACUGACCUGAUUAGAAAUUGGGAGGAAAAGUCUAGGGAAUUUAUUGACUCUUUUCUUCUGCUGUUCAGACGGAAUGGACACUUGCGACACAUGAUCACUGACGGCAAGGAAAAAAUAUUGCACGCCUUCUCUCCUCCUGGAAGCCCUAAAGGUGAAAAUGGUCAUGAUUCUUCUAACCAAGAAGAUCAUUCGUGGUACGAGCCUCCAAAGAAAAUGGCACGGACUGAGUUAAAUGGAGAGAAUGGUUGGAUAAGUUCUGACGACGAAGAGGACGAUUAAAUUUUAGUUCCAAAAAUGUGCUAUAUUUUCCCACUAAAAAGUAAAUUAUUUUAUUGUAAGUAAUUGUUAUUAAAUGUUAAGCGAAUAAAAAAUCUAAGCAAAAAUAA